AUGGCGGAAAUGCUCCUGAAGGCACAGAAGUACAUGAAUGCCGAGGAUGCUCUAGCAGCCAUAAAGGAUGUAGAGAAACCAGGAGACAAGACAAAGAAGGGAGACGACCGUAGAGGUCAAAAGAAGGAAUGUCCAGAUCGUCGGAACAAUGAUGGGAAUAGGAGAAAAGAUGAUAAAGGCCCUCGGACGAUAAGAUUCACGCCCCUAGUUAUGCCUGUUGACAAAAUCUUAACGCAGAUCAAGGACGAACACUACCUCAAAUGGCCAAGGCCAUUACACUCAUCCCCUAAUGUCUGCGACAAGAACAAGUACUGCCGAUUUCAUAAAGACCACGACUAUAACACAGAAGAUUGUAGGGACCUUAAGGAGCAAAUAGAAGACUUGAUACGGAAAGGGAAGUUACAGAAAUAUGUGAAGAAGGGAGAGUAUCAUAAGUUUGUGGAUGAUAAUAAGAACCAGCACGGAUCUUCUUCCCGGGGUGACGACCGCCCGUCCCAACCCCUGCAGGAUGUGAUCGAGGAGAUAAAGACUAUUAUAGGAGGGCCAUUCUCAAGAGGAUCAUUUAAAUCCCUCAAGAAAGCCUACCAGAGGCAAGUAAAUAGUGUCCACACCAUACCUCCGUCCAAGCAACAACGAAUAGAUCGAGACAUGUCCUUUAAUGAAGGGGACACCAAAGGAGUGAAGCAACCCCACAAUGAUCCUUUGGUCAUAAUGUUGAAUAUAGAGGGAUUCAACACCAAGAGGAUCCUCGUGGACAACGGCAGCUCCGCAGACAUCAUCUACCUUCCUGCCUUCCAACAGCUGAAGCUAGACCCAAGGAGACUACGCCCAUUUGACUCUCCCCUCGUCAACUUUAGUGGAGACAGGUUGACCCGUCAGUUAGACUUCCUUGUGGUGGACUGCCCCUCAUUCUAUAACGUCAUCAUUGGAAGGCCCACACUCAACAAAUGGAAAGCGGCGACGUCCACCUACUGUUUGAAGGUAAAAUUCCCAACAGAUAAUGGUGUCGGUGAAGUAAAAAGGGAUCAGGUCCUGGCAAGGGAAUGCUAUCAAGCCGUCUUGGCUGCGAAGGAGAACCACACAUGGAUGAUUGAAAAGAAGGAAGAAGAUAUAGUGGAGGACCUGGAAACAGUGGAAUUGGUUGAAGGAGAAGCGAACAAGACAACAAAUAUAGGAACGACGCUAAGCCCUGAGAUGAGAACAAGACUCAUCCAAUUCCUUAAAGAAAAUAUUGAUGUCUUCGCAUGGAGCCAUAAGGACAUGCGGGCAUAG
Messenger RNA from Quercus lobata, 1272 nucleotides. RefSeq lists its product as uncharacterized. The record is from RefSeq and is a predicted model, not a curated record. NCBI's taxonomy places the organism in Eukaryota, Viridiplantae, Streptophyta, Magnoliopsida, Fagales, Fagaceae. Bases 1 to 1272 code for a protein of 423 amino acids. The transcript is spliced from 2 exons.